This is a messenger RNA of Bactrocera tryoni, 2127 nucleotides long. RefSeq lists its product as uncharacterized. NCBI's taxonomy places the organism in Eukaryota, Metazoa, Arthropoda, Insecta, Diptera, Tephritidae. Gene Ontology annotation, cellular component: cytoplasm. The record is from RefSeq and is a predicted model, not a curated record. Bases 1 to 2127 code for a protein of 708 amino acids. The transcript has 7 exons.
AUGAUCAAACUUUAUUUGAAAAACCAUCCGGCGGUGGAGGAGCAGGAGCGCCAACGCGCGCACAAGCAACGCAUGCAGCAGCAGCAACAACAGCAACAGCGCGCGGCGCUCUGGCUGCUGGACGGCCCGUCGACAUCUUCAGCAGCGGCGCGUGCAGCCGCCACCGCGCUCAGCGCCACAGCAGGCGACGCGGGUGCGGGUGCGGGUGCGUGUGCGGCGUCGAGUGCUGGCAUAAGUGAAAUUAACUAUUUCGCAAAAGUUUUAUGCGAGAAGCUGGAGCAUUGCUUUGAUGCUGUCGCCGGCGCUGGUGCUGGUGCUGAUGCUGGCAUUGACAACUCGCCGCUCCGUGUCGAUACGGCCUACUGUCAGUUGGUGUGCCGUUUCGUUGCCGCUUUGCAUGAGGUCUGCUGUCGGUCGCGUCACAAGGACGCGCUGCAAUCAGUUUUUCGUUUGGUCUUGGCCGAAUCAGCUUUGCUCGAUAAGUACUGUAAUUUCCUGACGAUGGAUCAGUGGCGAAAAGCUACGAAUGUCGACGGGCACGUGGGUGCAGGCGCUGGCUAUGAUGGUCUUGAGACCAGUGUUGUUGUCGAUGAAUGUUGCAGGAGGGUGUCGUUGGGGCAGGCGCUGCAGCUGCAGCUGGAAGUCUUGAAACUUUUGUCGGCCAUGAAAUUGUUAGAUCCGGUGGUGAUGUUGCAAUUGCUAAAGCAACAAAAACAAAACGCAUUACAACAACAACAGCAUGCACAGCAAAUGGCAACAAAUAAGGAGCGACUGAAGUGGUACGACAACAUGCAGCGAACACUUCUGAGUGAAAUUUGCCAGCAAAAUCCGUAUGCGCGCGACUGGUCAACGCAACAAGUGCGCCAACUGCUGGACUUGGGCGGUGCAACGUUUCUGAAUUUCCUAAUUACGGAGAAUUUCGAAUUAAUCAGCGAUUUGUGUGAAGUGGCCGCUGCGCAGGCGACGCACGAAGCGGCUGGCGAAUUGGACGCAUUAUGGUUGAAUGCGUUGCUGCAACAUGCCAGCGCGCUCAACAAGCACUCGAUACGCGCGCUGCCGCCUCUAUUGCUGCGCUUAUGCAACGCCUCAUGGACCUCCGUUGCCGGUUGUAAUCUCCAAAUGGCGCUACUUAGCCUACAACUAUUGCAGCGCUUACAUGCGCGCCACAACAAUGCGCGCGCUUUGCAAGUGCGUUUGGAGCGUUUAGCGCGUCGCCUUGUAUUUAGCUGCAGCGCCGCGCCACUCCAGCGUCAGCAGUUAGUGCAGCAAUUGACGGAAUUGGCUGGGGAUCGACUAACGGCGAUUGGCACUAACAACUCAUCAACGACUUUCUGGCAGCAGUUGUUGUUGGACACUCAAGAAUGCAAACCGGCUGCUCAACCAUUAGCAUCGCUGGCGAAGGAGCAACAGCAGCAGCAGCAGCUUCAGCAGCGCAUAAUUGACGAGAAGUGGCUGUUGAGCCAGGCAUUCGGCUCGAUCCAGCGCUCAAGCAGUGAUGAGCUGAAAUCAUUCACUUGUCAUGCUUGUGUCCAACGCUUUUUGCCGUUACCUUGGAAUAAUUGCUCGCCAUUAGAACGCUACAUGCUGGCCUCCACGUUAACCGUAGAUCAACCGGAACGCUCCCUGCAAUUACAAUUGGAUCAACUGUUGGUGCAUGUCAUGAAGAUACUCAACAUCUACUAUCAUUUGAUUACGCAACAGAAGCCCCAACUAUUUGUGAAAGUGCAGAAAAGCGAUCUGUUCGCCAAUGCGAAGGAAUUGGCGCUGGUGCAGAGCGUCGGAUAUUUCGGCAGCGAUUACAUUUAUAUAAAACUUUACAACAUUUUAAGAAGUGCUAAUGACAGCUACAAGAUAACGAUAAAUCAAGAAUCCGGCAGGUUAUUAAUUUCGCUACUCCGGACGUGCCUCAACACUUUGGGCUUGUGCAUUGAAUUGCGCGCCCACACCACACCAACACCAACACCCGCCGGCACGCCCACCGGCCAUACGCCCAGCCAUGGGCGGCAGCGCGGCCACAGCCCCGGCAGCAGUGGCGCGGAUACUGCGUCCAACACUGGAGCUGGCGGCGGCGGCAGCAGCAGUGCUACGGCAGUCUUCCCAACCAACGCCACUCUAAAAAUUAAUUGA